Molecule: messenger RNA, 1799 nt
Organism: Musa acuminata AAA Group (dessert banana)
Lineage: Eukaryota; Viridiplantae; Streptophyta; Magnoliopsida; Zingiberales; Musaceae
Product: ethylene-responsive transcription factor WRI1-like
Exons: 6
Coding region: 647-1636 (329 amino acids)
Biological process (GO): regulation of DNA-templated transcription
Molecular function (GO): DNA-binding transcription factor activity; DNA binding
Source: RefSeq, a predicted model, not a curated record
GUGUGCAGGGGAGACCAAGCCCUAUUGGGAGCAUGGUGAGCCUCUCUGCCAAGUGUUCAACUCUCUCAGUAACUCUCUGGGCAAAUCUUGGAGCCACUUGACUCUAUCUGACACCUCUGUGCCGUGGUUCACAAUCUCGAGCUAAAAGCUGAACCGAUGCAUCAGCAUGUGAGUUGUGUUAAUGGAAAACAAUGGUAAGCUUACCCUCCCCCACCUCUCCCUCUCUUUAUGUAUACAUAUACACUUCAGGCCCCCCUCUCCGAAGAGCCAAACCCAUCACCCCAUUCCUUCAACGCUUUGCACCACCAAUCCCCAUGAAAAGUGCCUCCCUUUCUCUUCCACUCUCUCCCUCCACCUCCUCCUCCUCUUCCAACUCUUGCACUCUGUCCUCCUCUUCUGCGUUCCAAGUGAGCAAGCCCAGGAAACCCAGGCGUGCGAAGAAAGGUGCCAACCCAGAUAAGAAGAGGUUGGGCAAUGGCAAGAGAAGCUCGGCCUUCAGAGGAGUCACUAGGCAUAGAUGGACGGGGAGGUAUGAAGCUCACCUCUGGGACAAGCACUGCUGGAACCCCAUUCAGAACAAGAAAGGAAGGCAAGGUUAGAGAGAACCAACACUCGCGUUGGGAUUACAAACAGUGAAAGCCAGCCGAUGCUGUUGAUCCCUUCUUUAUUCACCUUUUCUAAUGCCCUUUCUUUACUGCUGACAUCUGUGCUUUCUCCCCCCCUUUCUUUUCUCGUGGAUCUUGUCUCGUGGCCUGCAUGUGGAUCAUGGAUCCAUGUCUCACAUCCCCGGAUAGUUUAUUUGGGUGCUUAUGAUGAUGAGGAAGCUGCAGCACGCGCCUACGACCUCGCUGCUCUCAAAUACUGGGGUCCGGAAUCAGCUCUAAAUUUUCCAUUUGUCACGCACACAAAAGAGUAUGAGGAGAUGCAGAACAUGUCAAAGGAAGAGUACUUAGCUUCCCUCCGGCGGCGGAGCAAUGGGUUCUCCAGAGGUGUCUCCAAGUACCGUGGCGUGGCCAGGCAUCAUCAUAAUGGCCGGUGGGAAGCAAGGAUCGGAAGAGUUUUUGGCAACAAGUACCUCUAUUUGGGAACUUUCGGUACUGAGGAGGAGGCAGCCCAGGCGUACGAUCUUGCCGCUAUAGAGUACAGAGGCCCCAAUGCAGUCACCAACUUCGACAUCAGCUGCUACGUCAAGUUCCCACAGCCCCUCCUGCAGCCACAUCCAAUUCCGCAGCCGCUGCAAAUGCCCAAGGCACGGCCACCGGCGCAAGAGCAGCAGCCGAGCGCCACCUGCGAAGAAGAGCGUCGUCAGGCCGUGGAACUUCCGAGCUACGUCGAUCACACUGCAGCAGCAGCAGCUGACGGUGUCGAUGCCAUCCCCUGGAGCCCUUUCAUGGAUCAAUGCUUUGACGACGUCUAUGCCGACCACUGCGUCGGUCUUCAUCGAACGGGUGAUCUGCAUAGCAUUUUUGGUAGCGUUGGCUUCGAUGAUAAUGUCGAUAUCCUCUUCGACGCCUCCGAAUCCAGCAGCAGGGUGGAGGAGGGCGACGGCGAUGCCGCAAAGGAUUGCAUCUUUGAGGACUCCGCUGCAACCGUGAGUAGUUUGGUGGGGGUGAGAUUGACACAGCUGCUCCAAUGAAUGUUUCGUCUCAAGAACUCGAGAAGCAGUCACAAGUUUUUGUCUGACACUUUGUUGAGCUUUCGGUGAAAGCAUAUGCUAACUCGGUUGAAAAGUUUUCUCCUCAAAUUGUGACUGCCGAUCGAUAGUUUGAUGGCUAAUUUAUCCAAGCAUUAUUUUUCUA